UUACAAGGGUAAAUUCAAUUUUAUAAUUAACCCAAAACAAUAUAAUUUGGGCACCGGAAAAAGUACUCCUGGGCAGCUCAGCUAUUAAUCCUCCACCUUCAUGAACGAUUAACAUACUGAAAUUAAAAAAUGGCUGAAGAUUCGCAAAAACGAUUUCAAGAUGCCAUGGAUAAACUCUUUCGCACUCCUCCCAAAUCCAACUCCUCCAGUCCAUCUAGAGUUCAAUUGUCGAGAGGGAGGAAGCGGCCGGAUAUGUCAGUAAUAGGCAAAGGAGUUGGCAAGCAGAAUUUGUUGUUAGGUUCUAGUAAAGGUGGUUGUUCAGGGGAAGGUAAGGCGCCGUGUAGACCAUGGGACAGAGAUGAUUUGUUCAGAAGGAUGUCUACUUUUAAGUCUAUGACCUGGUUUGCUAAACCACAGGCAAUCAGUGCUGUUAACUGUGCUAGAAGGGGUUGGGUUAAUGUAGAUAUGGAUACCAUUGCCUGUGAAGCAUGUGGAUCACGAAUGCUCUUCUCUACUCCGCCAUCUUGGACACAACAACAAGUUGACAAAGCAGCCUCGGUGUUUAGCUUGAAGCUAGAUAGUGGACACAAGCUACUUUGCCCUUGGAUUGACAAUGCCUGUGAUGAAAAACUAGCAGAUUUUCCACCUACAGUUACUGCUGUGCUAGUUGAUCAGUAUAAAAUACGGCAUUCUGUUCUAUCACAGCUUGCUGCUCUUCCUGUGAUUUCAGCUAAGGCCAUUGAUUUCUUGAAAAACCCUCAGUUGGAACAAUUUCUACGAGAGUCUUUAACUGUGGAACUUGAUGGGUCCAUGCAAACUCCCCAACAAGAAGACACCAGAAAUGAAUCCACUUCAGCUUCUUCUCUGACAUAUUAUCAGGCACAAAAGCUCAUUAGUUUAUGUGGCUGGGAACUCCGCAGUCUUCCAUAUUUCGUUGACCCUAAGGAUCAGCCGAAUCAAUCUAGUAAGGAUGCCAAUAUCUCAGAUAAGUCUAUUUUGAGUGGAAAAAGUCAGACUAUUACUCCCUACAGUUCAUGUACUGAUAAGACUUCUGAGAAAAAGCCAGAUGAUGACAAUCAAGCUUCUGAAGAAGCAGUAAUCAAUCCAAAUUCUGUUGUUCUCGAUUGCAAGCUUUGUGGGGCUUGUAUUGGUCUAUGGGAUUUUUCCAUGGUUUCUCGUCCUUUGGAAUUUCUACGAGUAAGUGGAUACACACAGGUCAACAAUGACCAUAUCACCGGUGAUGGUAAAAGCCUUCUUUCAGGCAACAGUGAUCAUGAUGAGAGUAGAGAACGCAUUGGACAUGUUGCAACUUCUGCCAACACUAUGUUAGAUAGAGGACCACCAAAUUUCAACUUGACAAUUGCAGGUGGUCCUCCUCCAGCAAUGCAUAAUUAUAGGGCGAAAAUAUCUCUGCCUAUUAUUGGACGGAAUUUGAGAGCAUGGUUUAGUUCUGAAUCUGAGCAUAAGGAUGAUUUAGUAACCAAGUGCUCAUCUGAUCUAUCCAAAAACCCAGAGUGUCUUGCAGGAGAAAAUACUGCGGAAGGAACUUCACUGUCUACAUCGGAAGCGAUUACAGAAGCUCAACUGGAAAACAGCCAGGCUGCAGCACAAGAUUCUGGUAACAUUACUGAAAUGGCUGACAAUGCAGAAAGUCUGAACAAGGUUGAUCCAGCAGUCAUGGAUCAUUGCAAGGACAAGGUUGGUAAUGAUUUUGGAUUAAGUGGCAAGGAUAGUGUCACAAGUUGUGUAGGGGAAAGUGGUGAAAGCAGAGUGAUUGUUGAGGUUAACAAUUUUACACAAGGAGGGGAACAAGGCUACGGGAAUGGUGUUAAUAUGGCUGCAGUGCGUCCUCUUAUUCAUGACAUUUCACCUAGUCGAGGGAAGGAGUUGCAAAUUCUAUCCGCAGAUAAAGCUUUGGAGUUUGAUCCAUUCAAGUUGCACCGAUAUUUUUGCCCCUGGAUUGCAUCUAAUGGUGGCUCUCCACCAGGAUGGGAACAAACAUUAUCCGCUUUAGAUCGUCACGCUGAAUCUUCUCCUUUGUCAAGUUUUGCUCCAUCUUCCUUGAUUAAGGUGGGUGAUCCUGUUGCUUCAGUGCAAAAGCUUUUUACAUCUGUACAGCCCAAACGAAGGAAGCUUGUUCGUCCAAGUUAAUCCGGCAAAAUUAUCCAUGUGAUGGAGUACACCCCAUGGUUCAUGAGGAAAAAAGACUGACGGCGCGAUAAGAGUAUCGUCCAGGUGGAGACAGUUUCUGCAUCGUAUUGCCUAUAUGUUACCUGGAUGUUACAACCAUGUACUUUUGAAGAGUACUAUAGAGGAUGUGGCGCUGUUCUGGGCUUGUUGUAGUGGCUAAUUAGAAGACAUUGUUUGAUAUGAUUUCUCCAGAUCGAACAAGAGAAACUUUUGUGUAUGCUAUUAUUGAUUACUUGGAAGAGGGUUGUUAUGAGAAAGUAAACAAUGGGAAGACACCAUAAUUAAUCAACAUUGAUGUAAGCUUUCUGUUGAGAGGUACAAUUGCAUGAGGAAUUUGUUUUGUACA
Capsicum annuum is the source of this 2536-nucleotide messenger RNA. RefSeq lists its product as uncharacterized. The record is from RefSeq and is a predicted model, not a curated record. Gene Ontology annotation, molecular function: zinc ion binding. Gene Ontology annotation, cellular component: nucleus. The transcript is spliced from 7 exons. Lineage: Eukaryota; Viridiplantae; Streptophyta; Magnoliopsida; Solanales; Solanaceae. Bases 130 to 2151 code for a protein of 673 amino acids.